Eruca vesicaria subsp. sativa (arugula) is the source of this 423-nucleotide messenger RNA. The record is from the annotation of a GenBank genome assembly. NCBI's taxonomy places the organism in Eukaryota, Viridiplantae, Streptophyta, Magnoliopsida, Brassicales, Brassicaceae.
AUGAGAAUAGGCAACUUAGGAGGAAGUGAAGGGACAAGAGAAAGCAAAGUUGUGGACUGCCUUUUGCAUAGCUUUUGGCGUGUGAGGGAGAACGAAUAUUGCUACAAAGGACGGCCUCGCCUCAAAACCGCCUACCAACUUUUGUUGGUAUCAAUUCCUUUCAUUGUUCUUCACGGAGAAGAUGAUAAAGUGACAGACAAAAGCGUAAGCAAAAUGCUAUAUGAAGUGGCUUCAAGUUCAAACAAAACAGUCAAGCUUUACCCUAACAUGUGGCAUGCUUUAUUGUAUGGAGAAACUCUUGAAAAUGCAGAAAUCCUCUUUAGUGAUGUCAUUAAGUGGCUGGUGGAUAGAACCUCUGAAUCUAAUAGACGAUUAGAGAGUGAGUUAAAACAUAAGCAUGAUGAAUUGUUGAAGCAUGCAUAA